Messenger RNA from Triplophysa rosa, 4579 nucleotides. RefSeq names its product mannosidase, alpha, class 1B, member 1a (gene man1b1a). Gene Ontology annotation, molecular function: calcium ion binding; mannosyl-oligosaccharide 1,2-alpha-mannosidase activity. Gene Ontology annotation, cellular component: membrane; endoplasmic reticulum. Gene Ontology annotation, biological process: carbohydrate metabolic process; N-glycan processing. The transcript has 14 exons. The record is from RefSeq and is a predicted model, not a curated record. Lineage: Eukaryota; Metazoa; Chordata; Actinopteri; Cypriniformes; Nemacheilidae. Bases 500 to 2524 code for a protein of 674 amino acids.
GGUUUUAAUGGAAAAGCUAUUAUAAUGGAAACCUAUAGAAUUUCUGUAACAGCGUUUCAGCGUUUAGAUUAUGAACGGGUUAAUAAAAUGGGGGCGUGAGCUGCACGAUGACGCGUGUGCGUGAUCACGUGGUACAGUAAGGAGUCGUCAAAUAAACAUUACCCUGCGCGGUUGUUUGACUAUUAAGCAGCUAUCAUGCGCUUUAUAUUUAUACAGAUACUCAACGAUAAUAUUAUAUUACAGCAGAACUGGGCGUUUUAUCGCAGCGACACGCGUUUUUAGGAGAACUAGAGCAAGAGAGACAGAGAUGCUGUUUAGCCGGAUGAUAGCCGCUACUGCACGUACAUUCAUAUCGAAUCUACAUUAAUACAACUGCUGCCUACACGGUGGAUGGGAUGUAUCGCCUCUGACCUUCUUGCCUUCGCGAAAUUGAGUCCUCGUACUACAAAGAAUAGUCAAGAACCAGAAAAGUGUUUUCAAGCGGUGGAUUGUAUUAGGGAUGUUCUCUCCUCAGAGGAAGGACUUUGUCUCUCUGACUCUGGGAGACCAGCACAGUCGCGGCUACACCAACGGCAAACACCGGAGGCAGUCUUGCUGGAGGAAAUGGAAACAGCUGUCUAGACUUCAACGCAGUCUCAUUCUCCUGCUCCUCGCAUUCCUCUUCAUCUGUGGAAUCCUGUCUUAUUCCAGCCUGACAGAGCAAUGGAGAGGUCUCUCGGAUAGAUCCAUGAAGGAGGAUUGGGUCGAGAUGGAUAACAGAGGUCUUAGGCCCAUCCCUCCUGGCCUCCUCCCAAAGCCCCCAGCGGCCGUCCCCGGGGUCAUCCAGGAUAUCCCACCGGAUAUUCUGCCGGAGCUUCAGAGGCCCAGCGUUCCGCUUCUUCCCAAACCUCCAGCCGUGAGGAAGCCCCCCAGUAAACGCGGCCCUCCAACCUUACAGAAACGGUUGAACGUGACCGUCUCGCAUCUUAAAGAAAGAGAAGAUCCUGUGGUCGGGAAAGAAGCGGAUGGGGGAACGGAGGCAAAAACAGUCAUUAGCUGGCGUGGGGCGAUGAUUGAGUCAGAGCAGGGGACGGAGCUUCAGCCCACAGCCCGUGGAAAAGAGGCCGGGACGCAGGCUGAUUUUGACGAGCCUACCCCUUUAAAACCAGUUUCAGAGAAGCCUGUGGAUCGGGCAGAGGCGGUGCGGGAGGCGUUCAGACACGCGUGGAAGGGCUACAAGGCCUUUGCGUGGGGUCACGAUGAACUCAAGCCCAUUUCUAAGACUCAUUCGGAGUGGUUUGGUCUGGGACUCACAAUGAUUGACGCGCUAGACACCAUGUGGAUAUUGGGGCUGAAGGACGAGUUUGAAGAAGCUAGGAAGUGGGUAGAGACAGAAUUAUCCUUUUCUAAGAAUGUGGAUGUCAAUCUUUUUGAGAGUACCAUCCGUAUUUUGGGGGGUCUUUUGAGCACAUACCACCUGACAGGCGACACUAUGUUCUUGGACAAAGCUAAGGAUAUUGGCUCCAGAUUAAUGCCUGCCUUCAAGACCCCAUCUAAAAUCCCCUUCUCUGACGUGAACAUUGGCAAAGGAACUGCUCAUCCUCCACGCUGGACUACAGACAGCACUGUCGCAGAGGUGACCAGCAUCCAGCUGGAGUUCAGAGAGCUCAGUCGACUCACAGAGGACCCAGAGUACCAGAAAGCAGUGGAGGAGGUCACCAAACAGGUGCACAAGUUGGAGGGAAAACAUGAUGGCCUCGUGCCCAUGUUCAUCAACACAAACAGUGGAAAGUUCACACGCAGAGGGGCCUUCACAUUGGGGGCUCGCGCGGACAGCUACUACGAGUACCUGCUCAAACAAUGGCUACAGGGCGGCAAAAAGGAAAUUGAACUUUUGGAAGACUAUCUACAAGCUAUAGAAGGUGUCAAAAAGAACCUCUUAAAACAGACCUCCCCUAGCAAACUGACUUUCGUAGGGGAGCUGUCCAACGGCCGCCUUAACCCAAAGAUGGAUCAUUUGGUGUGUUUUCUGCCGGGCACUCUUGCUCUCGGUGCCCAUAACGGUCUGCCUGACGAUCACAUGGACCUGGCUCGACAACUGAUGGAGACGUGUUAUCAAAUGUAUGCUCAGAUGGAGACGGGUUUGAGUCCAGAGAUCGCUCACUUUAACCUGCAGUACCACACCGGACGAGAUAUCGACGUGAAGCCUGCUGACAGACACAACUUACUAAGGCCCGAGACUGUGGAGAGUCUAUUCUACAUGUACAGGUUCACCAAAGACGAAAAAUACAGAGACUGGGGCUGGAUCAUACUAGAGAGCUUCAACAAGUACACUAGAGUCCCCGGUGGGGGCUACACCUCCAUAGGUAACGUCCGUGACCCCGCCAACCCCGUGCCCAGGGAUAAGAUGGAGAGUUUCUUCCUGGGAGAGACGCUGAAGUAUCUCUUUCUCCUCUUCUCUGAUGACCCAGAGCUGAUCAGUCUGGAUAAGUAUGUGUUCAACACUGAGGCCCAUCCGCUUCCCAUAUGGCCGUCCACCUCCUGACGAGAGGGGCCGGACACAUGGGGCUUCAACAGCAAAUGAUGCAGGCUUCCACAGGAAGUGGAUCCACAGAGCUCUUGUAUUAGAUGGAUUCUUUCACUGGGCCGCUCUGCAGAGAUGACUCUGUGCUGAAUAGAGAUGGCGAGCUAUUAUGCACUGACCUUUAACUGUGCACGAGAGGUUUUUUACAAUAUAAUGAGAGUUUUUGCUCUUUCUGAUGGAUUCUGUAAGAACAGGUUUGGUGGAUGGAUUACUCCCUGUGGGUGGUGGAAAGCUUGGGUUGUAAUCAAAUCACAUGUUCUUUACAGACCCGAAACCUCUCUAAAGUCACAUCCACUUUCAAUUCUUUAAGUACAAACAAGGACAGUUCGACUUUAUAAUGAGGUUCAAUUUGUUAACAUUAGUUUAUGCGUAUCAUGAACAAGCUAUGAACAAUGAAAGUAUUUUUAUCAUUUACUGUUAUUAUAGGUUAAUUUGUUAAUAUAAAUGCUAUCAAGUAUUGUUGAUGUACAUUUACUGAAGUUAUUUAUAUUAGUGUAAUAUAUAGAACAUAUAAAUGUUUUCAAAUAUUCAGAAAUGAAUACCUAUAAAUGCUGUACAAGUUUUGUUCAUUGCUUAUUCAUGUUAUUUAUUUAUUAAUAUUAAGAAAUUGAGCCUUAUUGACUUAUUUACUUGACUUACCGAUGAGUUCAUGUGAAGACAUGCGCAAAGUGCACCGGCGCUCUUGCAUGUUGGAUAAGCCCAUCCAUCCACUCGAAACAAGUCCUGUAACACGUGAAGGACAACUUUCUGAUGUCUCAUAUUCCAUCAAAACUGGAACCUUACUGGCAAACCUUCAUAAAUAACAGAGUGGCAUAACGUGCUGUGAAAAAGCACUUUGUAAAACCAAGACUUUUUUUCUUUAUACAUUUCUCUCUUUCUACGUGUUUGAUGGAUGCUCUCGUGUGUCUCGCUUUCGUUUUUACAAGCUGUUACAAAAGGACACUGUACAUCAGUUUCUCUCAGUACCUUUGCAAGAUGCAUUAGGGACAAUGUUGUGUAUUUAUCAGUUGGUCUUUAGAUUUAUUUGUGGGGAAUGGUUUGGCGCCCUGCGAGAUUGUGUGUUUUUCUCUUAUUUAAAUUGACUUUACCGAACGUACUUCAGUGAACGCCAAUGAUUUGAUGUUGCGAGGCCGCCGGGAACCCUGCUUGAAUAGCUACGCUGAAGAUCAACAAAUUUUGGAAGCUGUUUCACAGCAUCGGAUGCCGUGAUGCCUUAUUGAGUUCAAAUGAUUAUGUAUGUUCCUUUAUUAAUUCAAGUUUCACAGACGAUUAAAAGCUAAAUAAUUGAAAAUGUUGCUGGAAGGAGACCGAGUGUCUCAGUAGUCUAAAAGAUUAGUGCUGGAGUGGUUGCUGCUAUUAAAUCUGCAAUUUCUUGUUAUUAUUUUCGAGCGUAUUUUCGAGCGAUGUUGCCAUCUGUUACAAUAUGUUAGGGAAUUGUAAACAGGUUUGCAAGGAAUAGUUUACCCAAAAAUGACAUGUCCCGUAUGACACACAAAAAUAAGUUUACAAUAAAUCGUCACUGUAGCUUUUAAAGGGAUAGUUCAGCCAAAAGUAAAGUCUGUCAUCGUUUACUCGCCAAAUUGUUAUUUCAAAGCUGUAUAACGUUCUUUCUAAUGCAGAACACAAAAGAAGAUAUUUUGAAGAAUGUUGGUAACCGAAUAUUGACGGCACCCAUUCGCUUGCAUUGGUUUUGUGUAGAAGUUAAUGGGAACAAACAUUUUUCAAAAUAUCUUCUUUUGUGUUCUACAGAAUAAGGAAAGUCAUACAGGUUUGAAAUGACAAGAGGGUGAGUGUACGAUGACAGAAUUUUCAUUUUUGGGUGAACUAGGCACCGAAAAGGACACGCGUUCGACUGAAGAAGCAACAUGAGGGUGAAUAAACACGGUUCAACCAGUCCUUUAAGAGUUCAGAUCAAUCCCAAUUGUGCUGAUUUAGGACCUGGAGGGUUCAGAUACCCUUACAGCAUGCUUUAUCACUAACUAAAAAAAAAAAACUCUAUUGUGUCCAAACUCCAUC